AUGGAGUGGGACUACACGUACAACCUCGAUCUACCGGACGCGUACAGAAACGCACAGCUCGCCGCGAUGGAGAAAGGUCAAAAGGGAAAAACGUCUGUGAAAAGUUGCUUUCCAGACCUGGACUCAGUAGACCAGCAGCAGCUCAGUGACGAUCUCCAAAUGGUUGUGGACAUCAACCAGAGGAGCAUCUGCCUCUUGAGACAGGACUUAGAAUCUGUCCUGCAAGAACUGGAAAAAGCCAAUAGUUGGAACUCGCAACUCAUCGCGACUAAAAACCGGCAGGAAGAUGAGAUCGCAUUCUUAAAACGGCAGGUCUUAAGAACUCAUAUGAGCGCCAUCCUCAAAGUCAAGAACCAAGAGAAUAUGAUUCAGGAGCUUGAGCAGAAGCUGAGAGACCAAACAGAGAGGUGUGAGGUCCAACAAAUCCAGAUGGCAUCCACAAACUUAGAGUUAGCACAGUCCAAAUCCUCUUGUAAUGAUCUCAAACAGGAGCUGGAUUCUCUCCAACAGAAGAAUAAUGAGAAAGAUGAGGAGAUCCAGCAGCUAACUCUGCAACACUCCAUACGAGACAACAGUUGUGACAAAACCACAAAGGAACUGAAGGCUCUUUUAGACGUGGUGGAAAAGGAACUGCAAAAUGAACGCGCAAUUAACAGUGACAAAACGAUGACCAUAAUUCAGCUGAGAAACCAAAACGCGAUAUCACUCAUCGCACAAAAGCAUCUCGCAUCUAAAAACGAGGCUUUAGAAAGAGAGAGCAAGAAACUCAAGGCUGUGAUCGCGAAACAGAAAAACAGUCUUUUACUUCAAGAGCGCAACUUGAAAGACAAUGAGACACUGAAUGCUACAUGUACAGUUACGGAGGUUCUGAAGGUUAAAACUUUUCUUGAGGAAGAAAACUCACAACACAAGGAAUUUGAACAAAGUUUGACGCCUUUGAAGGAAGAAAAUGUGUGUCUCAAAUCCACAAUUGUCAAACUGGAAGCAACGAAAAAACGUGUUGAGAACGAGAGCUCACGUCUGAAAACAAAAAACGCAAAACUGGAAGAUGAUUUGAGCUCUUUGAAAUCUAUCAACACAAGUCUCAUGUCCACAAACGAGGUGCUACGUAAAACAGUGAGUGACAGUGACGCGGCGAAGGCUUCUCUUCAUGACGACUUCUACAAGGUUUUAGACUUGAUACAGCAGCAGAAAGACCAGGAGUCCAAAGCAGAAACUCAACUUGUUCUCCUUAAAUCUACAAUCAAGAAACUGAAAAACUCCAAAACUCAACUGGAACAGCAGGUGGCAGAGGACAGGACCACUAUGACUGAGCUGCAGGCAGAGGUGGAGCGAUUAAGACAGAGGCUGGAGUACCACGGCCAGCCCACGGUGGCGCUGUCCCCCAUCAAUAACACACCCAGAGGUGACUCCAGGUGUGUUCAGAAGGAAGGAAAGGUGCCCGAAACUUAA
This is a messenger RNA of Knipowitschia caucasica, 1452 nucleotides long. NCBI's taxonomy places the organism in Eukaryota, Metazoa, Chordata, Actinopteri, Gobiiformes, Gobiidae. The record is from the annotation of a GenBank genome assembly.